GCCUCGGGCGCGGCGGGAGAGCAGUUAGAGCCGAUCUCCCGCGCCCCGAGGUUGCUCCUCUCCGAGGUCUCCCGCGGCCCAAGUUCUCCGCGCCCCGAGGUCUCCGCGGCCCGAGGUCUCCGCCCGCACCAUGCGGCUGGGCAGGAAGGCUAGACCAGCCUCAGUGGUGUCCCUCGCUCCCCUUCAUCCUCACGCCAGCAUCACUGUGUUUCUGGGGAUUUGUUACCGCGAGAGCUAGAGAGUGGCGAGAGGCUGUCAGCCCCUCGGACUUGCUGUGCUGGGCAGCGGGGUGGUGGUCCUGGCCCCGGACCCCGAAUUCCCAUGGAGAACAGAGGCAGGCAGGCUCCUGGCUCUGCCUUCACAUUUCUGCGAUGUGCCUAACUACCUCCUGCCCGUGGGAAACCAGCCUGCUCCUGUUUGGAAGAUGCAGAUACUCAGGAGAAGGAAGUCAGAGCGAUGGUAGGCAGCGACGUGGAGCUCAGCUGCUCUUGCCCUGAAGGAAGCCGUUUUGAUUUAAAUGACGUUUACGUAUAUUGGCAAACCAGUGAGUCGAAAACCGUGGUGACCUACCACAUCCCACAGAACAGCUCCUUGGAAAACGUGGACAGCCGCUACCGGAACCGAGCCCUGAUGUCACCAGCCGGCAUGCAGCGGGGCGACUUCUCCCUGCGCUUGUUCAACGUCACCCCCCAGGACGAGCAGAAGUUUCACUGCCUGGUGUUGAGCCAAUCCCUGGGAUUCCAGGAGGUUUUGAGCGUUGUGGUCACACUGCAUGUAGCAGCAAACUUCAGCGUGCCCAUCGUCAGCGCCCCCCACAGCCCCUCCCAGGAUGAGCUCACCUUCACGUGUACAUCCAUAAAUGGCUACCCCAGGCCCAACGUGUACUGGAUCAAUAAGACGGACAACAGCCUGCUGGACCAGGCUCUGCAGAAUGACACCGUCUUCUUGAACACGCGGGGCCUGUACGACGUGGUCAGCGUGCUGAGGAUCGCGCGGACCCCCAGCGUGAACAUUGGCUGCUGCAUAGAGAACGUGCUUCUGCAGCAGAACCUGACUGUCGGCAGCCAGACAGGAAAUGACAUUGGAGAGAGAGACAAGAUCACAGAGAAUCCAGUCAGUACCGGCGAGAAGAACGUGGCCACGUGGAGCAUCCUGGCUGUCCUGUGCCUGCUUGUGGUUGUGGCGGUGGCCAUAGGCUGGGUGUGCAGGGGCCGAUGGCUCCAACACAGCUAUGCAGGUGCCUGGGCUGUGAGGCCGGAGCCAGAGCUCACUGGCCAUGUUUGACCAGAGCUCACUGCCCGGAGUGUGGACAGGGCUUCCGUGAGACGCCACCAUGAGAGGCCAGGUGGCAGCUUGAGAAUGGACUCCCAGACUGCAGGGGAGCACUUGGGGCAGCCCCCAGCAGGACCACUGCUGGAUCCCAGGGAGAACCUGCUGGCGUUGGCUGUGAUCCUGGAAUGAGGCCCUUUCAAAAGCGUCAUCCACACCAAAGGCAAAUGUCCCCAAGUGAGUGGGCUCCCUGCCAUCACUGCCAGUCACCCACAGGAAGGGACUGGUGAUGGGCUGUCUCCACCCGGAGCAUGCAGGAUUCAGCACCAGGCUCUUCCCAGUACCCCAGACCCACUGUGGGUCUUCCCGUGGGAUGCAGGAUCCUGAGACCGAAGAGUGUUUGGUUAAGAAAGAAGACUGGGCAUCCACUCUUCCAGGACGGCCUCUGUGCUGUUGGGGUCAUGCGAGGCUGUUUUCAGGGGGCAUGGUCACAGGAGCUCUUCUGCCCUGGACGCUCCCAACCUGCCUCCCACCCGGAGGCCACAGGACCCACGCAUGUGUGUGCCCACAAGUGCAGGCAGCCGUCCACACCGAGGAGCCCCCGGAAGUCCCCACUGGGCUUCAGUGUCCUCUGCCACAUUCCCUGGGAGGAACAGUGUCCCUCAGCUGUUCUGGUGAAAAGUUGAGCUGCCUUUGGAAGAGGCAUGGGUGGAGUUUGCCAGAAGAAAGGCUGUGCCAGGGCCGUGUUUGGCCAGCCGCAGAGGAUGCCGGGGCUCUUGGCUCUGCAGCGAGAAAGACACAGCCCAGGAGGGCUGAAGACGCCCAUGUCCAGCAGGCUCAGGCCUGGCAACACGGGCCCCAGAGUCCUGAGCAGCAGUUAGGUGCAUGGAGAGGGUAUCACCUGGUGGCCACGGUCCCCCUUCUUACCUCAGCAGUGAUCCCCAAAGUGAGAAGUGGCUCCCCCGGCCCCCACCACCCUCAGCAGCCCCACCCCACUCAACCCUGAGGGUCCCCAGGGUUCUGAUGAAGACCUCCGACCAUAGCGCCAGGUUCCUCAGAGCCCAACAGUCCCAAGGGGGCAGGAGACGGGGUGGCCCAGUGCUGAGGGGUACAGCCCUGGGCCCUGACCAGCCCUGGCACCUGCCAUGCUGGUUCCCGGAAUGAAUCAGCUGCUGACUGUCUCCAGAAGGGCUGGAAAGGACGCUGCCAGGUGACCCGGGGUGCACUCGCCUCAAGGAGACGGAGUAGACGGCCUGGCCUGGCCCUUAGGACACAGUGUCUGCCCCGGGGCUAUGGGCAAACGCCCCUCCUUCUUACGUCCCAGAAUCCCCUGACAGUCCCAGGGUCAGCCAGGACCUGUUACAGCCCUGGUCACGUGGAACUGACAGCUGUGUGAGGCCUGCACUUCUCAGACCCAGACUUAGAACAAAAGGAGGAGUGAGGACUCAUGGCUACAAUGAGGUUCCAGUACUUGUUACAAGAAAUUGGUUUUCUACAAAAAAAGUCCCUACCUGGGCCUUUAAGUGAAUGUGGGAUCCACUCCCGCUUUUAACAUGAAAGCAUUAGAAGAUGUGUGGUAUUUAUAAAAGAACAGUUGUCAUCACCGGGCAUUGAUUGGCAGGGACAAGGAGCUGCUUGGGUGUGGAAAGUCAGGGCGUUGGAAAGUGGGGUGUGGUGCCCAUUUGCAGUGACUGUGAAGUGACUCCAGGAUGGACCUGCGGGGGCACCCAGAGGUCCUAAGCCCCAGAACUGAGGGUCGUGCAUCACCACUCGGGUGUCCCGGGAGGUGCCCUGGGCCCAGGGACCUCACAGGCAGGACGGCGACACUAAUGCAGGGAGAGGGAGUCUGGCUCCAGCUUUUCCCAUCGGAGGCAAUUUUCCUUCACCAGGGGACAGGCAGGAAAGAUGUAGAGGCCCCAGAAGCUUCUACCCCUCAUGCCUGGGGCACGGGGGACACUUGGAGGCUGCUGUCACCACUGUGCAUCCAAGGCCAUGCCCUCUGCAGGUCAGUGCCUGAGUCUUGCCUCCCUGCUGGUCCCUGAAGCCCCCUCAGAAGCCCUGCCUGUCAUGUCGGCAUUUGUGAGACCCACCCUGUAACGCCUGCCCCGCUCAGCCCGCCAUCAGCUUCCUCUUUGUCCCUUGCUGUAGACAGGCUGGAUUCCAGUGUUGUGACAGCCAUCUCCAGAAACCUGACUUAAGAGAGUAAGAUGCAAAUCGUGCCUGUAUCCUGUGGCUUCAGUGGGUGCAGGGAGUCUUGGGCACAGCCAGCUCAGCUGUCUGUGGUCUGAGCAGGAACAGGUGCCACUCCUGCUCGGGGGACCCUGCCCUACACCAGGCUGUUCUGUCCCCCUGGGGGACAUAGGGCCAGGUCUGGAGGCAUUUUGGGUUGUCACAGCUGGGGGCUGUUCCUCGGCUUCAGCGGGUGGAAGCCCCAGAUGCUGUUCAACAUCCUUCUGGACACAGGAGGCCCCGACACAGAGAAGCGUCCACCCACAAGUCUACAGUCUGAGGUCUCCCCUCAGAGACCCUGCCCUGCACACCCACCUCCAGCCAAAGGUCCUGCCUGCCCCAGGGCUCAGGGGAAACUUGCUGGUCUGUGGAACAGGAGAGGGGACUCUCGCCAGCUGCACCACCCUGCACAUAGUAGGUGUGCAGUAAACACCCACCAGGGAGGCUCCAGUCAAGGCUGGCAGAUGGGGCGGUCCAUCCCUAGGGCAGGUGACAGAAGGGAAAAGGCUGCCUGCUGGCCCCCAAGCCAGGUAGCACAUGCUUGUGCCUCAGUUUCCCCUCCUGUAAAGUGAGGCGCUGGAUCCAGGUUCUGUCUACUGGGCUCUGCAGCUUGGACGCUCCUAAGACCAAGGGACCCACCCUGGGGAGGGCGGCUGUGGCUUUGGAAUAGCUGUCCAGGCCCAGGCGCCUCCAAGAAGGCUGCCAAGCCCUGCCUGUGGUGCCGGGGUGCGGGGGUGAGGGGCAAGACUCCAGAGGCCUCCUCUCUGCAUCUCCUUGUCUUCAGUGGCUGGAGGUGAGGCCUGAGCUCAGGGGAGGGGCUUCUGCCACGAACCCCAUGGCGGGGCACAGCACACUUUUCCCAGGGAGGACUCCUGGGCCCCCUGCGUUCUUCCCAGCGGAGUGUGGGCUCACCUUGCAAGAGCGACAUUGAGAAGCUCCAGCUCUGGGAGCGUGCAGACUCUUAACCAGGCAGGCCCAGGCCCUGGGGGCACACAAAGGUGGGGCCUGCUCUCCCCAGCUGCCCCUGCCAAUGGGGGCUGAACUGUCCUACCCUCCUCCCUUCUACCUCCCCAGUCUUCCCUCUCCACUGUCACCACUGCCUCCCCCUUCCACUGUCCUCCAUGCACUGCCCUCCCUCCACCUUUCCCCACCCCCACCACUCUCCAUGCUGUCCCCAGCUCACCCCGCUCUGCCCCCUCCCCACUGUC
This is a messenger RNA of Pongo pygmaeus (Bornean orangutan), 4706 nucleotides long. It is a transcript of the gene ICOSLG, whose product is annotated as inducible T cell costimulator ligand. Gene Ontology annotation, molecular function: signaling receptor binding. The coding region runs from base 457 to 1284 and encodes 275 amino acids. Gene Ontology annotation, cellular component: external side of plasma membrane. Gene Ontology annotation, biological process: T cell receptor signaling pathway; regulation of cytokine production. The record is from RefSeq and is a predicted model, not a curated record. The transcript is spliced from 7 exons. Lineage: Eukaryota; Metazoa; Chordata; Mammalia; Primates; Hominidae.